CCACAGUGUAGCGUAUAGCCGGUGUAUUGAGACGGUUAGCGGCUAGUGCAGUGGAGAUCCAAGCUUCUAUAACGCCACACCUACUGGAGAAUCCGAGAAGGACUAAUAACCCUCCCCCUCGUGGUUACACAGCCCCUUCGUGUUGUUCUUCUCAAGACUGUUUUGUUCUACCAUCGAAACCACCAUACUGCCCUGCACCAGAGACCUUGUUUGGAUAUGGGACUAAUGCAUUUGCCCCAAUGAAUUUCUAAAAGGUUACAUUGCUGUUUCGAUUCGCGAAUUUGGAACCCGUUUAUGCAGAGAGAUAAUGGGGUGCUGUUCAGGACGAUGUACGCUGAUUUUCAUCUGCACUCUCCAAUUGAUAACAGCACUGGAGAGGCAGGCCUUUGACUUCCUUGGGUACCAGUGGGCUCCCAUUACGGUCAACUUCCUGCACAUAAUCAUGGUCAUCCUUGGACUGUUUGGCACCAUUCAGUACAGAGCACGCUACGUUGUUCUAUACCUGGUGUGGACAUUAAUAUGGGUGGCGUGGAAUGUCUUUGUGAGCUGUCUCUACUUGGACCUGGGGGGCCUUUCCAUGGAGAGUGAUCUGUUAUCUCUGGGUGUGUCUUCACAUCGUUCUUGGUGGAAAGACAAUGGGCCAGGCUGUGAUGACAGGGACUUUCCCACCAAUAGAUGGCAGAGUCUGGAGAGCCCAGAACUCAUCUCUGCUCGGGGAUGUUGGCUGGAAUAUCAAUACAUAGAGGUCUUACACUGCACUGUUCAACUCAUCAUCUCUCUCUUGGGAUUCGUCUACGCCUGUUAUGUGGUCACAACCUUCAGCGUGGAGGAGGGCAGCUACUGCAAGUAAAGCGUUCCAAGUAGUUUAAACAAGGAUGGGCAAUAACGGGGAAGUAUGAGUGGAAUACCGCUAAAACAGAAGACAUUCCCACAUGUCUCACAAAACAUAAAUACUCUGUCAAUCAGCAGUCUUAAUUCUUACAAAUGUUCACCUGCAGCAGCUCUCUGUUCAAUGUGGUUCUACUAAAUACUAGCCCCUGAUCUUUUUUUUUUGCUUUUAUCUGUUACAUUCUCCUUGUCAUCACUUGUUUAUCUGGAGAAGUCUGUAAGGAGUUCACGAGAGAAAAUAAAUAUUCUUGCAAGGUUAGUUGAAUUGACUUACACUCAGAAUCCAGCUGAUGCUGAAUACAUAACCUGUCAGUGUACAGGGAAUGGUGUGACAGAAUGGUGUACUGUAAAAAUAUGCAUUCAUGCAAAAAGUAUAUUGACCAAAUCUACAAUUGUUUGUUAUUCAUUGAAGUAAAUGGGAGCUAUGCUCUAAAAUGUAUCACAUACAAAUGAUGAUUUAUGAAUGUAUCUGUAAAUAAUCUUAAAUAUUGGGAAAGUAUUUAAUGCCAGUUGAUGUAAAAGAAAAUCAUAAUCUUUAAGAUAUUAAGCUGAAAGCAUCUAAUUGUUAAGGCCUACCUAUGAAUUUUUAUUCAUUACAUGGAUUUAUGUAACAUACUUCUAGCCAAUGUGUGCAUAUAUGUUUUGUUUCAGGUUCUAAUUUAUUUGCCUUCUGAUAAAAAAUAAUGAUGUGAAUAUUUUUGGU
This is a messenger RNA of Esox lucius (northern pike), 1591 nucleotides long. RefSeq lists its product as uncharacterized. The coding region runs from base 308 to 850 and encodes 180 amino acids. The record is from RefSeq and is a predicted model, not a curated record. NCBI's taxonomy places the organism in Eukaryota, Metazoa, Chordata, Actinopteri, Esociformes, Esocidae. The transcript is spliced from 6 exons. Gene Ontology annotation, biological process: regulation of sodium ion transport.